AACCUAGACCAGUGAGUCGGGAGUUUUUUUUUUCUCAAGUCUUGGGACCGUCGAUUUUUACACAUACACACCUGCCUGCCUACCUACAGUACCUUACUUGACUGACAAGAGGAUUUGGCUGGAAAUAGAUGGAUAGAACAGAAUAGGCAGACUGUCAGACAAACCCCAGGGUUUCACUUAGUUGGUAUCUUCUGAUGGAAUCAAUCACCAGGGAUGUAUGUAUGUAUGUAUGUAGAUACAAUAUGUACGCAUAUAUGUACGUACUUACAUACAUACAUACAUACCUAGGCGGAACCAGCCCUGUUAGUCGUGGGACUAUCGUCCGAAUGCUUCUUCACGGAGGGAUUCGGAAGAUAUCCAUUUAUUUUAUCUUUCGCAACUUUCGCCUCCUCUCUCUCUCUCCUCCUCUAACUAGACUUGGACCAAGGCACCGGCCGGGGCAUCUCUUACUCAGGCACACCCCGCCCACCUUUCUUUUUUGUUUUUUCCAUUUCUCUUCUUUUUUUUUUUCAUUUGGUUCCCCGCUGAGAGAUUCGCAACAAGCAAGUUGGCCUGGUUUUUUUCUUUCUUGCAGAGAGGAUUGGCAAUUCUACACAUGUACAGUCACAUACGUACCUCCUGCACAUGUGGUUAACCCAAAAACUCACCACUUGACGUUCUAUAACUAAUCCUCAAUCCUCUUUUUCCCCCUCUCCCACCUCCGUGUCUCUUGGUUGGAAAGAUGGAUGGAGGUGGGUAGUUAUAUUUAUCGAGAUUGUACGGACGGAGGUAGCUCAAAUCGUCAAGAUGCAA
Molecule: messenger RNA, 792 nt
Organism: Hypoxylon fragiforme
Lineage: Eukaryota; Fungi; Ascomycota; Sordariomycetes; Xylariales; Hypoxylaceae
Exons: 1
Coding region: 195-668 (157 amino acids)
Source: RefSeq, a predicted model, not a curated record